Molecule: messenger RNA, 243 nt
Organism: Aspergillus costaricaensis CBS 115574
Lineage: Eukaryota; Fungi; Ascomycota; Eurotiomycetes; Eurotiales; Aspergillaceae
Product: 60S ribosomal protein eL38
Exons: 3
Coding region: 1-243 (80 amino acids)
Biological process (GO): protein-RNA complex assembly; translation
Cellular component (GO): cytosolic large ribosomal subunit; ribosome
Molecular function (GO): structural constituent of ribosome
Source: RefSeq, a predicted model, not a curated record
AUGCCUCAGGAAAUCUCCGACAUCAAGCAGUUCAUCGAGGUCUGCCGCCGCAAGGAUGCGUCCUCUGCUCGCAUCAAGCGCAACCCCAAGGACCAGCAGAUCAAGUUCAAGGUCCGCUGCUCCCGCUUCGUCUACACCCUUGUCCUGAAGGACUCCGACAAGGCCGACAAGCUCAAGCAGAGCCUGCCCCCUGCUCUCAAGGUUGUCGACGUCUCCAAGGGAGACAAGAAGAAGGCUCUGUAA